AUUUCCAUUUGCAUUUUCAUUUGCACACCAUCAACGGCAAUCGGCAUUUCUCGCCAAAUCGACCCAUCGGCACCAGCGAAACAGCGCCGCCAUCGACACCCCCGAGCGAUGCACAUCCGCAACAGAUAUGCGAAUAACAUGCCGAACUUUGCCGAGGUCGCCGCCGAGCAUCCGCCGCUAUCGCAAUACCUCAAGAAAACACGGGCAGGGCAUGUCUCGAUCGACUUCAAGAACCCCCGGGCCCUGCGAGAGCUGACAUAUGGCUUGUUGUGGAAGGACUUUGGCAUCCGGCUCGAGAUUCCCUUGGACUCGCUGUGUCCACCGAUUCCCAACAGGCUGGACUAUCUGCUCUCUCUGCAAGAUAUGCUGCUCCUGCUUCCUCGCAAAGAGAGCUUACCGGUCCACGGCAUCGACAUAGGCACAGGUGCCUCUUGUAUCUAUCCACUCCUCGGCUGCUGCAUCGCAGAAUAUUGGCAUUUUACUGCACUUGAAAUCGACGACCGGUCCAUCGAGUAUGCUCGGGAGAAUGUUGAGCGCAACAAUCUCCAGGAUCGCAUCUGCAUUCUUAAAAACAGUGGGUCCGAGCUGCUUCCACCCAACCUUCUCACGAGAGACAGUUACGAUUUUUGCAUGUGCAACCCACCGUUCUAUGAAGAUGCCGUCGCCGUGGCAAAGGGAGUCGAGGCGAAAGCGUUGCUGCCGCGAGCUGUGUGCACUGGCUCUCGGAAUGAAAUGAUCACAGACGGCGGCGAGUACGCCUUCGUUGCUAGACUCUUUGAAGAGAGUUGCAAGCUGCGUGGGCGUAUCAGCAUGUACUCCAGUCUCAUUGGGCGCAAGAAAGACGGCACCGCACUGCUGAAGCUGCUGGAGGCAUCCAAGGACGUCUCGUUUGUUCGGCUAGUUGCCUUUCGUCAGGGUACGACGAGAAGAUGGAUCCUGUUUUGGAGCUUUGUCGUUCCCAACGGUCAGCCGUCUCAGCUCGAUGCAGAUCCUCAGAGCCAGCUCGCUGCGCCAGAUACAGCCAGCUCCGAUGCAGUGCCUUCAAGCUGAACAGCGGCGACAUGGACUGUUGCAUGUGCCAUGCAGUGCAAUCGGGCACAGCACCGACUCCACGUUUGCCGGACGGCUUGCGGACAUCGACUUGCUUCAGAAUACAUUGCAAGGAUUUGACCAGCCCGCUGGUGGGUUCCUUGCGAUUUGCCAUCGAUACCGCCGGCCCCAUCAGUACACUUUAUUCAGAAAAAAAAAAAAAACGGGACAAUAUAGCCGUUUCCAUGAACAUGUAGUAUGUGCUGUGCUUGCGUCAAGCAAAGCCACAAGAAAUACAUCAAAUCACUUUGGCAGCCUCCGAGUGAAAA
Messenger RNA from Polychytrium aggregatum, 1358 nucleotides. RefSeq names its product ribosomal RNA large subunit methyltransferase F-like protein. Bases 109 to 1050 code for a protein of 313 amino acids. Gene Ontology annotation, cellular component: nucleus. The transcript is spliced from 11 exons. NCBI's taxonomy places the organism in Eukaryota, Fungi, Chytridiomycota, Chytridiomycetes, Polychytriales. The record is from RefSeq and is a predicted model, not a curated record. Gene Ontology annotation, molecular function: 23S rRNA (adenine(1618)-N(6))-methyltransferase activity. Gene Ontology annotation, biological process: rRNA base methylation.